Triticum urartu is the source of this 880-nucleotide messenger RNA. Its product is annotated as double-stranded RNA-binding protein 1-like. The record is from RefSeq and is a predicted model, not a curated record. NCBI's taxonomy places the organism in Eukaryota, Viridiplantae, Streptophyta, Magnoliopsida, Poales, Poaceae.
GGCUGCGGCAAUUAAUGAAGCCAAGCCAAGCCAAGCAGCGACGGGAGCCCCUAGGAGACACUCCCCAUCCCCGUCCCCUGUUCGAUUCCAGCCCCGGCAGUCGAUCCCCAUUCCAACCCAUUCCUCCACUCCUCGACCUCGAGCAGCAGCGACCAUGUCGUUCAAGGAGAGGCUGCACAAUCUGUGCCAGCAGCGGCGGUGGGGGAAGCCGGAGUACACCGACCAGCGCGAGGGCCCGCAGCACGUGCCCACGUUCCGCGCCACCGUGGCCGUCAACGGCGCCGAGUUCCGCUCGCCAGACGGGCCCGGGUCCGGCUCCCGCACGGUCAAGCAGGCGCUGGACCUCGCCGCCAAGGCCGCCUUCGAGAGCCUCUCCGCUCCACCCACGCCUCCCCUGGCCCCGAAACGCAACUUCCUUACAAGUCUCAUUUGCAAGAUUAUGCUCUGAAGAUACACAAAUGUUUGCCUUCAUAUCACACCAUUCUGAGUGGUCCACCUCAUGCACCUCUGUUCAAGUCAACAGUGACCAUAGCUGGGCGAACAUUUGACUGUCCGCAAGACUACGGCAGAAAAAAGGAGGCAGAAUCCGCUGCGGCAAGAGUUGCCUUCCUCUCAUUAACUCAAGAAGCAAAACCAUCAGAGCAAAUGCUGCUGAUAACUAUGUUGGCUCUGGUAUUCAUCUUCCUGUCGCUGAAACAAAAGCUCUUGACGAUCCUAUCCAAUCUGUUGAGGUGCAACAUGAUAAACCAGCUACUCCGGAACAAAGCAUUACGGCUGAAAUAAAGGACUUGGUGAAGAAGUUGCUCCCGUUGGUCUCGGCGCUACCAACCAAUACUUGCAGCAUUGCGGCAACAAGUACAGAGCCAAGCGCCGACGCGGC